AUGUCAUAUUACCCAGUAACUCCAAAUACAUGGUCUUAUCAAAAAUCCAAUCCCGAAUACCAUACGCUAAGUCCUGAAUUAAUUCCUGGUCUUUUGUCUGAUCAGACCUUUAUGGUAGGUCGAAAUUUACAGGAUCCUAUCAAUAAUAACUUUCAAUCCAAAAUCAGUCAAGAUUCCAAACCAAGCGAGUGUAGUCGACAAUUAAGAUCAAAUGUUGGGUCAUCUCCUUGUGACUACAUAUUAGAUUACCUGGUCAGCCCUAGUUUGAACCAAAAUAGAUUAUAUCAAACUCAACCAGCUGCAAAAGUCGCGGCUAAUUCACCUGGAGCUAGCACCGACCCAAGGGUGUUAUCUCAAGAAACAAGAUUAAAUUUUAAAUCUGAAAAUUUACUCGAUGUAGAGAAUCAAGAAGAUUCUUGGGAAUGGGAAUAUGAAAAUAUAUUUAAAGACCCUCCAGUAGCUGAAACGGUGGCGCUUGCUCAGCCGUUAGCCGUGGCUUUUAAAUCAACCCCCGUACCAUUGAUGCAGCCUUGCUCGAAAUUAGGUGCAUCGAUAUCAAGGUACGCUCGGAAAGAAAAUUUAAAGGAAUUUACUCGUAGCAUUCGCAGUACUCCUCAGUGGUCUUAUAUGCAGGAAGAUCCAGCUUUUUCAGAUAAUUGUCUUGAUGGUCAAUUGAUCCCAUUAGAUCAGAUUCACACAUGGACUGCAUCACGUCAUGGGAAGAAUCAAUUACUUGAAAUAUUAUCUGAAAGAUAUGCGGAUAGAGCACGUCUUAAGCGGACAAGGUUAAACGAAACGAAUGAUUUAGAUCUGCGAGACGAAACAAAUAACAACCCUGAACUAGAUAAUAUCUCCACAAAGAGGCACAGAACUGAUUACAAUGACGAGAAGCCAAAGGAUGUAAUUAGAUGUGUUGACACACAAUCAUCUACUAGGUCAAGAAAGAGCGCUAAAUGUUCUGAUACUGCGAAAUUCCAAACUAAGAAUACAGCUGUUUCAGUCUCCGCUUGUUCGACAACGUCUUCACCUACCACUUCCAGUCACAUAAGUUCUACCCAAAAAAUUGGCAAGCUAUCGAAACAAAAAUUUCACCAUUCAAACUUGAGUCGACUACGGUGUAAGAAAUCGCAGACUCUGGUUUCGAAUUUCAACAGCCAUAAAGAUAUUUCCAUGCAUGAUCUGCCUGAUUCAAAUUUAAGUUUGGACCAACAGCCUAAGAUACUUGAUACGCAUGACCAUGAUAAAAGUCUAAUUAAAUGUGAAAACACAGAUCAUGGAACACAUGACCCAAAAACAUUACAUCAACAAAAUAGACAGCAGUUAAAUAAGUCCUACAGUAGACCUCAAAAUAUUGAGAUAGAUUCCAGCCAGCCUGGACGAAUUGAUCCUUCAUGCUCAAACUCUAGCAUUGCUUCGUCAUGUAUUAAAUUGCUAGGAAACGCUCGUAAAAAGUCAUGCAAAAAGGAGCUAGCUUUCAACCCGAAUCUUUCACUAGAUGCUCUAUUUUACAGUCGAAAUAGCGCUAAAAAUGAGCGUCCAUACGGUUUGAUCCGCCAAACUAGACAUUCCACCAAUUCCAACGAUGCUCCUUUGCAAAAACAAUUUGUAAAACCAAAUAAUUUUGAAGAAAAAAAGAAAUUAUUUACUCGCCAACCGCCAAGUAAUAACGCUAAUGAAGACAGACAUAAUUUUGCCAAGCAGCAUGGUCCACCAUUAAAAGAUAAAGCGCUGCCCCAUUUACACGAGCAGGUAAUCCAUCGAUAUGACCAAGAAAAUGUCGAAUCGUUUAUCAGCAAGAAAACCAUUCCAAAUCUAGUGGGGAAAAAGGUUAGAUUUCUUGAAAAAUGCCCGGCCCAAAGUGGCCCAAAUAAUUCAGACUAUAAUUUUGGUCUAAGGCAACAAUCAGCAAAACUAGAGUCAUCCAGCAAAAAGCAAGGCCAGUCAGAUUUACAGGAUAAAAAUAUAGGCCAAGUCAAUGGACUAUCGAAUAUUUCUUCUAUUGAGUAUUUGGACAAAAUUACAGUAAAAUCUCUAGGCUCCGAGCAAAGUAAUCGUCAGAGAGAUAAAUCUGCAAAAAUACUAAGGAAGCAGCCAAAAGUUGAGGAAGCAUACAGGUACGUUAAAAAAGUCAAAAUCUCUACAGGAACACCUUUUCUGACAUUGAAUAGCCGUCGAUGGUAA
This is a messenger RNA of Blumeria graminis f. sp. triticale, 2181 nucleotides long. NCBI's taxonomy places the organism in Eukaryota, Fungi, Ascomycota, Leotiomycetes, Helotiales, Erysiphaceae. The record is from the annotation of a GenBank genome assembly.